This is a messenger RNA of Hyaena hyaena (striped hyena), 1526 nucleotides long. RefSeq names its product deleted in azoospermia like (gene DAZL). The record is from RefSeq and is a predicted model, not a curated record. Bases 500 to 1387 code for a protein of 295 amino acids. Gene Ontology annotation, molecular function: mRNA 3'-UTR binding; protein binding. The transcript is spliced from 11 exons. Lineage: Eukaryota; Metazoa; Chordata; Mammalia; Carnivora; Hyaenidae.
UUAUUUCAAGGGUGCUUCCAAGGCAUUUUUGGGGUGACGUGCGGGUCCAGGGGGAAAGGGGGGCGUCUGUCAGUCCGCACGUCUCAGGGCGGCGCCUCCCUAGCUGUGGCAUGCCGGCCCACGCGCACCCCCUACAUACCCCCGUCAGAGGAGCCGGCGUCCCCCCCAAACCCCCCCCGCAGGGGGCGGGGAGCUAUCAUCCAUUGGCUGAGGCGCCUACCACGAGCCCCAGUACCCGGCGCAGGAGCCAAGUCUGGGAGCCCCAAAGGCCACGCCUCAUAUCGCCUGCGCCCCUCAGCCUCGACACUCAGCUGUGAGGGUUCCUCCCUCUCGCCGCCCGCCUUUGAUUUUCCUCAGUCCUCUGACUUUUAUCCCUUUGCCGAGUCGAAGCCGGGCAGCGGCAAGAGCGGAGCCAACAGCAGCCCCAAGAGUGGUGCCAGAAGCGCAGCCUCCGCUCCUCCUCGAGCCCCUUCAGCGGGAACUGCUAGCUGCCGCCAUCAUGUCUGCUGCAAAUCCUGAGACUCCAAACUCAACCAUCUCCAGAGAGGCCAGCACUCAGUCCUCAUCAGCUACAACCAGCCAAGGCUAUGUCUUACCAGAAGGCAAAAUCAUGCCAAACACCAUUUUUGUUGGUGGAAUUGAUGUUAGGAUGGAUGAAACCGAAAUUAGAAGUUUCUUUGCUAGAUAUGGUUCAGUAAAAGAAGUGAAGAUAAUCACGGAUCGAACUGGUGUGUCCAAAGGCUAUGGAUUUGUUUCAUUUUAUAAUGAUGUGGAUGUGCAGAAGAUAGUAGAAUCACAGAUAAAUUUCCAUGGUAAAAAGCUGAAACUGGGACCUGCAAUCAGGAAACAAAAUUUAUGUGCAUAUCAUGUGCAGCCGCGUCCUUUGGUUUUUAAUCCUCCUCCUCCACCACCGUUUCAGAGUGUCUGGAGCAAUCCAAACACUGAAACUUACAUGCAGCCUCCAACCAUGAUGAAUCCUAUAACCCAGUAUGUUCAGGCAUAUCCUCCUUAUCCUAGUUCACCAGUUCAGGUUAUCACUGGAUAUCAGCUGCCUGUAUAUAAUUAUCAGAUGCCACCACAGUGGCCUGCUGGGGAGCAAAGGAGUUAUGUUAUACCUCCGGCUUAUACCACUGUUAACUACCACUGUAAUGAAGUUGAUCCAGGAGCUGAAGUUUUGCAAAGUGAAUGUUCAGUUCAUGAAGCUACUCCAUCCUCUGGAAAUGGCCCACAAAAGAAAUCUGUGGACAGAAGCAUACAGACUGUGGUAUCUUGUCUAUUUAAUCCAGAGAACAGACUGAGAAACUCUGUUGUUACUCAAGAUGACUACUUCAAGGAUAAAAGAGUGCAUCACUUUAGAAGAAGUCGGGCGGUGCUUAAAUCUGUUUGAUCCCUUCUGCUAACUUUCUAGUCUCAUGAGAAGUUGCUGGUUUUGAAUAUUAAGAGGAGACUGAAAGUUUUUCACUAUUGAAGUUUAAUUCUGAAUUUUUAAAAAUCACACUCAGACUUUCUUAGACAAGUUAAGAUUG